This is a messenger RNA of Monoraphidium neglectum, 1320 nucleotides long. RefSeq lists its product as hypothetical. Bases 1 to 1320 code for a protein of 439 amino acids. The transcript is spliced from 7 exons. The record is from RefSeq and is a predicted model, not a curated record. NCBI's taxonomy places the organism in Eukaryota, Viridiplantae, Chlorophyta, Chlorophyceae, Sphaeropleales, Selenastraceae.
AUGGCUGCCAAGCGCGUCGCUGUUAUUGGGGGCGGUUUUGCUGGCCUGGCAGCUGCCAAAGAGCUGUCCGAAGCUGGGGUGCAGGUGACGCUGGUGGAGCAGGGCCGCGGCCUCGGCGGCCGCGUGUGCUCGCGGCGCGCCUCCGUCAGCGGCGGGCACCCAAUCACAUUCGACCACGGAGCGCAAUAUUUGACAGCAAAGGCGCCCGACUUCGCGGCACUGCUCAAAGAUCUGGAGGCGUCCGGCGUGGCUGCUCGCUGGGGCGCUGACGGCUCCGUGGGCGACGUGUCCAUCGGCCCCAGCGGCGCGCUCGAUGCUGCGUCGUUCAAACCGUACGACCCGACAGCCAAGGCGCUGUACGUAGGCACCCCGACUAUGAGCGCCGUCGGGCGCGCGCUGGCGGCCGUGGUGGCGGGGCCUGGGACCGACAUUGUAACGGGCACGCGCGCAUCGGCGCUGCGGCGCGGGCCCGGCGGCAAGUGGGGGCUGCAGCUCGACGGAAGGGUGGCCGGCGGCGACGCCGAGGCCGCGAGGGCUCGCGCGUCUGGGCUGGAGUUUGACGCCGUAGUCACGGCGAUGAGCGCCAACUCAACGCGCCGCCUGCUGAGUGGGGUGAGCGACGCGGCGGCCGGCGACGCGGCCGACAUACGCGCCAACGGUGGGCGGGGGGAGGAGCUGGGCGGCGGGUCUGCGGGGGAGAUGGGGCGCGGCUGCCUGCAUGUGGGGGAAGCUGUCUGCUGGGCGCUCAUGGUCGCGCUCGCCAAGCCGAUAGGCCUCCCAUUUAAUGGUGCCCUUGUUUCCGUCGACCGCACAACUCCCGGCAGCCAACCCCACGACGACAUCAGCGGCAGCGAGGCCCCCGCCGCAGCCAUAGCAUGGCUGGCCCGCGACUCCUCGAAACCCGGCCGGCAGCUGCCGCCCGGCUGCGCGGAGGCCUGGGUCGCGCACGCGGCCCCAGACUGGAGCAACGCGCGCGCGGGGGCGCCGCGGGACGCGGUCGCGCGGGAGUUGCUUGCGGCCUUCUUGGCGGCGGCGCAGGGCGGCGGCGGCGGCAGCGGCAGCGGCAGCGGCGGGGGCGCGGGCGCCGUGACGGAGGAGGACGUCUUGUAUUUGGAAGCGCACGCCUGGAGCAACGCCUACCCGCUCAACCCGCGGAAGCCGCAGCCGGUGGAAGGCCUGCAGGGCAGCAGCGGCGCUUUCGUGCUUGACAAGCCCAACCGCAUUGCGGCCUGCGGCGACUGGUGUCUGGGCCCGCGCGCGUCCGACGCGUGGGCCAGCGGCCGCGACGCGGCGCGUGCGGCGCUGCAGCUGCUGCUGUAG